GCAUUUGCAAAGUGGUGCAAUCUGUCACCUCAUCGAAUUUUGCUCCCAAGCAGGGCAACAUCUCGAAAAACAAGUGAACUCUCGACGGUCGCGACGAAAACAGCUUCUUUGGCUACUUCCGGCGAAAAAGGGUUUCAACCGGUACAGUGUCCAUAAGCCGUUCAACAUGGCCAACGCUAUGGUGCGUUUAAAUGCGCUCCCACGGCAGCAGAUCGCCGUGUGCCUUCCGGCGCUGAACAAGCAGCAGGUGCGCCACCAGGCCCAGCUGACGGCGCCACCGCCACAAACCAGGACAACAUUCGGCGGUCUGGCGGAUCAGGAUCGUAUCUUUACGAACCUGUACGGACGGCACGACUGGCGCUUGAAGGGUGCUCUCAAGCGCGGCGACUGGUACAAGACCAAGGAGAUCCUGCUGAAGGGUACCGAAUGGAUUAUUAAUGAGACCAAAGCGUCGGGUCUCCGUGGUCGUGGCGGUGCGGGUUUUCCCACUGGAAUGAAGUGGUCCUUCAUGAACAAGCCUGGUGAUGGCAGGCCAAAAUAUCUGGUAGUGAAUGCCGACGAGGGUGAGCCCGGAACCUGCAAGGAUCGUGAGAUUAUGCGUCACGAUCCGCACAAGCUGAUCGAGGGUUGUUUGAUAGCUGGCCGUUGCAUGGGAGCUCGUGCCGCGUACAUUUACAUCCGUGGCGAGUUCUACAACGAAGCGUCCAACAUGCAGCUGGCCAUUGCUGAGGCCUACCAGGCUGGGUUGAUUGGCAAGAAUGCUUGCGGCUCUGGAUACGAUUUUGACGUUUUCAUGCAUCGCGGCGCUGGAGCGUACAUCUGCGGCGAAGAAACGGCUCUGAUUGAGUCCCUCGAGGGUAAGCAGGGCAAGCCCCGUCUAAAGCCGCCAUUCCCGGCUGAUGUUGGCGUUUUUGGAUGUCCAACGACGGUUUCCAACGUUGAAACUGUGGCCGUUGCUCCGACCAUUUGCCGUCGUGGUGGCGCCUGGUUUGCCAGCUUUGGUCGUACCCGUAACUCGGGAACCAAACUGUUUAACAUUUCCGGUCACGUCAACAAUCCGUGCACCGUCGAGGAGGAAAUGUCCAUCCCGUUGAAGGAACUGAUUGAACGCCACGCUGGCGGUGUCACCGGUGGAUGGGACAACCUGCUCGGCAUCAUCCCGGGUGGUUCUUCGACCCCAAUCAUCCCGAAGAGCGUCUGCGAUGACGUUUUGAUGGACUUUGACGGCCUUGUGCAGGCCCAAACUUCGCUCGGAACGGCGGCCAUUAUCGUGAUGGACAAAUCGACCGACGUCAUCAAGGCCAUCUCGCGCUUGAUCGACUUCUACAAGCACGAGAGCUGUGGCCAGUGCACGCCGUGCCGCGAGGGCAUCGCUUGGAUGCACAAGAUGAUGCACCGCUUCGUCGACGGAAAUGCGCGCCCCGACGAGAUCGAUAUGCUGUGGGAAAUCUCCAAGCAGAUUGAGGGACACACGAUUUGUGCGCUGGGUGAUGGUGCCGCAUGGCCUGUGCAAGGUUUGAUCCGUCACUUCCGGCCGGAAAUUGAGGCUCGCAUGAAGAAGCACGAGCAGCAGAUUGCCGCCAAGAACUAAGGUGCAAGAUUGUGAAACAUACAGAUCGGAAAAUAAAAUCCAUUAUUAGCAGUUGAUAUGGUGUCCAUUCUAAUAAAAA
Molecule: messenger RNA, 1670 nt
Organism: Culex pipiens pallens (northern house mosquito)
Lineage: Eukaryota; Metazoa; Arthropoda; Insecta; Diptera; Culicidae
Gene: ND-51
Product: NADH dehydrogenase [ubiquinone] flavoprotein 1, mitochondrial
Exons: 3
Coding region: 167-1591 (474 amino acids)
Biological process (GO): mitochondrial electron transport, NADH to ubiquinone
Molecular function (GO): NAD binding; NADH dehydrogenase (ubiquinone) activity; 4 iron, 4 sulfur cluster binding
Source: RefSeq, a predicted model, not a curated record